AUGCCACCAAAAGGAGGACCAAGAAAAGCCGAACUUCGAGCAUGUCUGAUCUGUUCCGUCCUUCAAUCAACAAAUGACUUCUUGACUCAAGGGUGUCCCAACUGCGAAGAGAUAUUAGAGAUGAGAGGUUCAGCAGAAAGAGUUGCGGAAUGUACAAGUGUCACGUACGAUGGGAUGAUAGCUAUGAUUGAACCUUCUGAAAGUUGGGUAGGGAGAUGGCAACGAAUAGACAAAAAGAUGAGAGGCAUAUAUGCUGUUCGAGUUACAGGUAGACCUCCACCCGAUGUCAUAGAAGCUAUAGAAGCGAGAGGUGGAGUAUACAGACCUAGGGAUGCAGUAGAAGAUUAG
Kwoniella shivajii is the source of this 348-nucleotide messenger RNA. RefSeq names its product transcription elongation factor SPT4. The coding region runs from base 1 to 348 and encodes 115 amino acids. Gene Ontology annotation, cellular component: DSIF complex; nucleus. Gene Ontology annotation, molecular function: zinc ion binding; RNA polymerase II complex binding. The transcript has 3 exons. Gene Ontology annotation, biological process: transcription elongation-coupled chromatin remodeling; regulation of transcription elongation by RNA polymerase II. The record is from RefSeq and is a predicted model, not a curated record. Lineage: Eukaryota; Fungi; Basidiomycota; Tremellomycetes; Tremellales; Cryptococcaceae.